This is a messenger RNA of Telopea speciosissima, 4408 nucleotides long. RefSeq lists its product as uncharacterized. The record is from RefSeq and is a predicted model, not a curated record. The transcript is spliced from 10 exons. Lineage: Eukaryota; Viridiplantae; Streptophyta; Magnoliopsida; Proteales; Proteaceae. Gene Ontology annotation, biological process: negative regulation of DNA-templated transcription. Gene Ontology annotation, molecular function: transcription corepressor activity. The coding region runs from base 137 to 4408 and encodes 1423 amino acids.
AUAUUGGUUGAUGGGAGGCUUCUUUAGGGUUUCUGGUGCAGCUGCUUUUGUGCAAUUUUUCGUUGGAUUCCGUUUUUGUUGAAUUCGAAGAGGAAAUCAUUGAAUUCAGCGUUUUCUGCAUCCGUUCUUGAAUGAGAUGAAAGGGGACCUUGUACCUGGUGAUCGGCGCGGGGAGCUGCAGAAAAAUAGGGUUCCUUCGGGAAGAUUGAUCGUCAGGAAGAAAGGGAAUGAGACCAGUACCGGUAUUUCUUCUGGGAAACAGAAGCUGUUCGAAUCGAAGAAGGAGAAGAAGAGAAAGCGGUUGAUACUGACUGAUUCUGAUUCUGACUCUGACAAGGACGCUUUAGUUUCUCCUGGUAGAAGGGUUGUCUGCGGAACCAGUCUAGAUAGUAAUGGUUAUGCUGCUCCUAGUGUAGAUUAUUCUAAAAGCAAGGUAGAUUUUGAAAGUGAUAAGAAGAGAAUUAGGUCGGAACCCAUUAAACGUAGAGAAGAUGCCAAAAUUGCUAUGAACAGAUUUGCUCAAGAUGAAAUUGAAAGAAAGAGAAGUAAGCUUGAUGUUUUUGAAUACGCUGAUGACCCCAUGGUUGACACAAGAAUGCACGGGAAGGCACCUUUUGAUGGCGAUGCAGUUGGUACUGGAGGGAACCACAUUUUGAGUUUGAAGCUCCGGGAACCAAGUGGUGGGCGGAAGAAACUUGGAAAUGAGGGUAGCAGAAACACCUUUGUUGACAAGAGGAAAAAAACUGCUUUUGACGGGACUGGUGGCUUGUUAAUUGAACAGGAAAGAGGAACUGAUCAUUUGAAUAAGAAAAACAAGUUUGAGGCUGAGAGGGAUGGAACAUUUCAUCCUGUUGGUAUGCCAAGGGAGAAGUUAAAGGAUUCUGGUAAUGAAACUAUCAGGCUGCCUGGAAAAAAUGGUGUCUUGAAGGUGAUGAUCAAGAAUAAGAAGAAAGUAGUUGGAUCUGGAAAACCUUUUAGUCUUCAUGAAGCUGAGGAAAAUGGAAAGGAUUCCGAGUAUGGCAACAUUUCCAUUCGGAACACACAACUCCAUCCUCUUCAUGUAAAAAAAAAAUUUCGUGAUGAACUUGAUUCUUUAACAAAGAACCAGCUGAAUAUGCGGAAAUUCUCAUCAGCAAAGAGCAAAAAAGCCUGCGAUUGGAAAGUGGAGGACAGCAAUACAUCAUCAAAGUUUGAUUCAAAAGAGAUGGACAUGUGUAGUUCCAAGAAAGUGGUAAAGGGCAAAGGAAUCAAGACUCUAAAAGAUGAAAUCCCCUCAUCAACUCAUAUGGAGGAUAGAGAAAAACGUUCUGGCACGGAGAAGCAGGUACUACGAAAUCACAUAAGGGACAUGCUUGUCAGUGCAGGCUGGAAUAUUGAUUUUAGACCUAGGAAGAACAGGGACUACCUCGAUUCAGUGUACAUCAGUCCUGCAGGAACAGCUUACUGGUCUGUAGUAAAUGCUUAUGAAGCGCUUAAAAAAGAAUACGAAGAAAAUUGUGGCAGCAAGUCUAGUCAAUCCAAUUUUCUAUUUACUCCAAUACCAGCUGAAGAACUUAGUAAACUAACAAGGCAGACACGUAGAAAGAUUGAGAAGGAAAUGAAAAAGAAGCUCAAAAACAACAAAGGAAGUAAGAGUGUGAAAGAAACCACACAAAAGAAAUCUGCAAAAAAUAAGCACAUCAUAGAGAGCACUGGGAGAAGCAAAGAUGGAGAAACAAGGAGUUCGCUCAUCAAGCAGAAAUCUACUCAAUCUUCUAAAGAAGUGGAUGAUGCAGAAACUCUAGUUGAUGAAGAGAGCAAUUCAAGUGCUAUCUCACGCAAGGGAAUCCCAAAGCCAGUUAGGGUUCAAAGGCCAUCCUUUGCAUCCCAUGCUCAUAUGCUACAGGGAAAGAAAAAUGAAAAGCAAAGUCGUUUUGCUUUGUUGGUUCGCAGAUCUAACACUGGGAUAAAUCCGGAUGGUGAUGAUUUUAUCCCCUACUCUGGAAAACGAACUGUGCUUUCCUGGCUUAUAGACUCAGGAACUAUUCCCUUGAGCGGGAAAGUGCAGUAUAGGAACAGGAGACGCACAAAAGUGAUGCUUGAGGGUUGGGUUACCAGGGAUGGAAUUCACUGUGGUUGCUGUAGCAAAAUCCUCACAGUUUCGAAGUUUGAGAUUCAUGCUGGAAGCAAGCUACGACAGCCAUUCCAAAACAUUUUGUUAGAGACUGGGAUUUCCCUCUUUCAGUGCCAGCUUGAUGCAUGGAAUAGACAGGAGGAUUCUGAACGCCGUGGAUUCCAUUUUGUUGACUUUGAUGGUGAUGACCCAAAUGAUGAUACCUGUGGCAUUUGUGGAGAUGGUGGGGAUCUGAUCUGCUGUGAUGGUUGUCCUUCAACUUUCCAUCAAAGCUGCUUGGGUAUACAGAUGCUUCCUGCAGGUGAUUGGCAUUGUCCAAAUUGUUCUUGCAAAUUCUGUGGGGGAGUUGGUGGUGGUACAGCUCAGGAGGAUCCUGUAAAACUACUCAAAUGCAGUCUCUGUGAGAAAAAAUAUCACCAGUUGUGUGUUAAGGAAACAGAUGUUGUACCUGUUGAUUCCAACAAUUCACAUUCUUCCUUUUGUGGGCAAAAGUGCAAACAGAUUUUCGAGCAAUUACAGAAGCUUCUCGGUGUUAAACAUGAGGUGGAAGCAGGAUUUUCAUGGACGCUCAUUCAGCGGUCUGACUUGGACUCAGAUAUGUCUCCUCGUGUGCUGCCCCAAAGGGCUGAAUGCAAUUCUAAGCUAGCUGUUGCACUGGCUGUUAUGGAUGAAUGUUUUCUUCCCGUUGUUGACCGGAGGAGUGGGAUCAAUUUGAUUCACAACGUUCUGUACAAUUGUGGAUCAAACUUUAAUCGUCUGAAUUAUAGUGGCUUCUACACUUUUGUUCUGGAAAGGGGUGAUGAAAUCAUCUCUGCAGCAUCCAUCAGGAUCCAUGGAACGAGGUUAGCAGAGAUGCCCUUCAUUGGGACUCGUCAUAUUUAUAGGCGUCAAGGAAUGUGCCGCCGGCUUCUAAAUGCAAUUGAGUCGGUUCUCUGCUCUCUGACUGUGGAGAAACUGAUCAUACCUGCUAUCUCAGAACUUAUGCAUGCGUGGACUGUAGUUUUUGGUUUCAAGCCUCUUGAAGAGUCACACAAACAAGAAUUGAGAUCCAUGAAUAUGCUAGUGUUCCCUGGUACAGAUCUUUUACAGAAGAUUCUACUGAAGCAUGACCUCUCUGAGGGGAAUAUUAAUGGUGCUGAAGGUUUCCAGGGUACUGGUUGUUCUUCACAUGAUACUUCUGAUGUGAUGUGCAAUACUUCAGAUGGUCUUGGUGAAGUUUCAUUGCAAGCUUUCAGGGAGAGAACCACGUCAUAUAAUUCUCAAGAAGCUGCUAUUGACUCUAUAUCUCUCCUCCAUUCUGGUCCUGCACAAGAUGAGGUUGUGAAGGAAACUAAGCUUCUGUUGGAUUCUGCUGUUACAUGUACUACCGAGUCUAGUUCAGACAGUGAAGGAGAUGGUUUACACAAAGCAAAGUUUGAUGUUGCUGACACUGAACCUGAUCUCUGUUCUCUAAGUGAAAGUUCCAUAAAGCAAACUACCAACACAACUGUGGCUACUGAAGAAAACAUCCAUGCAUCUGGUUGUGGUACUUCAGAUGUCUGUAAUGUGAAUACUGAAAUCACUGCUUCAGAUCCUCAUUUGCAUCAUUCUGUUGAUGGUGUUAAACCCCAAUCAACUGCUGUUAAGUCUGAAGCUCUGGAUGCUACUGCUAUGCAUUGUUCACAAGUGUCCAGUGGAAAUGUUGUUUGCCAUCUCUCAGAGGAUACCAUUCAAAUCUGUCCUGAUAAUGUUCAACCCUUUUUUGCUCUUUCUCAGCAUAGUUUUCAGGGUUCUGGUGAAAGUUUGUUGCAUCAAGAUUCCAAGUUUCAAAAGGUCACCCAGCGCUCUUGUGAUGCAUCUGUCAUAGUAACUGAUGGUCAUGGCUUCAAAGGUGAAGCUUUUACGGUAAAAAAUUACCCGCAUGUGCUGGGUGAAGGUCCCUUCACUGUCAAACCCAAGUGUAGUAAUGUAUCAGCAGUAGAGUGUAAAAGUUUUGACACAAGUGGAUCAGAUAGUGUGGUGACUUCAGUCAUAGCUAAUCUCAAUGGUUUUUGUGGAGCUCCUGUACAUUGUUCUCCUCCUGCUCCUUCAGAACCUCCUUCCCAGGCUCUGAGUCAAAGUAAUGGAAUUUGUAAAUCUGAACCUUUGAACCAUCGAGAUUCUAGUGAGCGUAAGGUGCAUGAAGAUGCUGAUGGUGAAUGUAAUUAUCCUGGUCCUCAUAAUUCUGAGUUCCUGUGGGACACCCUUCCUCUUUCUGUUGGAGGUAGUGCAUAUGAUCUUCCAGAGGUGACUAUUGGUUCUAACCAGGCAACUUAA